Molecule: messenger RNA, 1537 nt
Organism: Sorghum bicolor (sorghum)
Lineage: Eukaryota; Viridiplantae; Streptophyta; Magnoliopsida; Poales; Poaceae
Product: GDSL esterase/lipase At4g26790
Exons: 2
Coding region: 294-1427 (377 amino acids)
Molecular function (GO): hydrolase activity, acting on ester bonds
Source: RefSeq, a predicted model, not a curated record
UGUUAUAGUGUCUAUUAAAAAAAUGGAACUAAACAAGGCCCAAGUAUACUUAUUACUCGGUAUAUAGAAUGACAAUAUACUAAGCGACAGAUCAUGGAAGUUUCCAUUGAAUGUGCAGACUCGUCUGUCGUCUCCAUCAGUUGUAACCGCACGAUGGCCGAGUCACUAGUAGUUCGCCAAACCCUGCAAAAGGCGACGGUAGCACAUCAAGAAAUUGACACCGGAUCGACAUGAUCCAAUCCCACCGAACCAAACUGAGCUGCGCGCACUUUGCUGAUCCGUGAAACCAGAACAUGUCGGCAUUGCGGCAUUCUCUACCGAUCAUCCUCCUGCAGCUGUACAUGCUGUCCGGCGUACCACCGGCGACGGCUAAGGUCACUGCGCUGAUCGUGUUCGGCGACUCGACGGUCGACACGGGCAACAACAACUACAUCUCCACGCUCGUCAAGAGCGACUUCGCCCCCUACGGCCGCGACCUCCGCACGCCGGGAAGCGGCGGCGGCGGCGGCACUAGCAGUGCCCAGCCCACCGGCCGGUUCUCCAAUGGCCGCCUCGCCGUCGACUUCAUCUCCGAGGCUUUUGGCCUCCCCCCUCUCGUGCCGGCGUACCUCGACCCCAACGCCAACAUGAGCAGCCUCGCCACCGGCGCCUGCUUCGCGUCUGCAGGCGCCGGCUACGACAACGCCACGUCUGAUCUUUUUUCCGUUCUGCCGCUGUGGAAAGAGCUGGACUACUUCAAGGAGUACGCGGCGAAGCUGAGGAGCUUCCAUGGCGACGAGAAGGCGAAGGAGACGCUGUCGGAGGCGCUCUACAUCGUGAGCAUGGGCACCAACGACUUCCUGGAGAACUACUACGGCGUGCGGAGCGGCGACGCGGCGGAGCGCGCGGGGUCGGCGUCGGGCUACGCGGGGUACCUGCUGGGCGUGGCGGAGUCGUUCGCGCGGGCGCUGCACGCGCUGGGCGCGCGCAAGCUGGACCUCAACGGGCUCCCGCCCAUGGGGUGCCUCCCGCUGGAGCGCCACGCCGCCACGGGCGCGUGCACCGAAGAGUACAACGCCGUGGCGCGGGACUUCAACGCGGGCCUCCGCGACCUGGUGGCGCGCCUGGACGCGGACGACGCCACCGGCGGCGGCGGCGGCGACGACGGAGGCCUCGGCGGCGGCGCCAGGGUCGUCUACGGCGACGUGUACGGGCCCGUGGCGGACGUGCUCGCGGACCCGGCGGCGUACGGGUUCGACGACGUCGCGGCCGGGUGCUGCGGCACCACGGGGCGGAUCGAGAUGGGGUACAUGUGCAACGAGGCCAGCCCGCUGACGUGCAAGGACGCCGGCAAGUACGCGUUCUGGGACGCCAUCCACCCCACGGAGCACCUACACCGCUUCCUCGCCGACCGCAAGAUGAACACCUCGCUCUACGUGUUCCAGUAAAAGUCAUGGAUCGGAACAGGGACGGGGCGCAUGGUCCUUAAUUUUCUUUUUAUCGAAAUGAAAUGUACAACACUAGAUCAAUACAAGAAUCGAGCGAUGCGGUUGUUCAA